CGUUAAAGUUCAAAUGAAGGCUCUCAACUCUACGACAGCAGUAUAGAGGAAUUUCUCCGCCGCCAUGUCGUUACUCAUUCGCAUGAUCACCAAUAAGCUUAGACGGCCGGAAAGAUUCAAACUUUUCCACACAUCUACGUUUCCAUUAACUGAAGAGACUGGUCUUUACGGCUUCCAACACUUGAAGACUCCCAAAGGCUUUCAACGUUUUGUCGAUGAAGCUAUUGAACGGUCGGACGAACUCAUCAAUUACAUUGCUGAAAUUCCAGCAUCAGCAGAAAUUAUCCGAGCAAUGGAUGAAAUGUCUGAUAAGGUUUGCUCAGUUGUUGAUUCUGCAGAGCUGUGCAGGUGUACUCAUCCUGACAGGGAAUUUGUGGAAGAAGCCAACAAAGCUGCAAUGAGAAUUCAUGAAUAUCUACAUUAUCUCAAUACAAAUCACACUUUAUAUAAUGCGGUGUUGAAGGCCGAGAAAGAUGGUCCUCUUCUGAGUAAAGAAGCUCAGAGGGCAGCCCACAUGCUUCGUCUUGACUUUGAAAGAGGUGGAAUUCAUCUCAGUUCUGAUAAACUGGAAAAGGUUAACCAGCUCAAUGUUCAAAUUAGUCAUCUUUCUAGACAGUUCAAUGAUAAUAUUAUUGCUGAUCCAGGUCAUGUGGAUGUAUUUCCUGCCUCACGUGUCCCGAAACAACUUCAUCAUUUGGCUAAGCCAAUUUAUCGUGAAACAGCCAUUGGAUCUAAGAAAUCAAUGAAGUCAAGCGAAAUAACCAGACAGAAGGGAUUUCAGAUAGUAACCGAGUCAAAUGCUCUAGCAUCAGUACUUCAAUUGGCAUCAGACCCGGAGGUCAGGAGGAUGGCAUAUGUCCAAGGAAAUUCUGCUCCACAUGCAAAUCUGGACGUUCUCAAUGCCCUCAUUGCAGCUCGCCAUGAACUUGCACAGAUAAUGGGGCAUAAAUCUUAUGCUGAAUUUGUGAUAUCCCCUAACAUGGCCUCGUCACCAGAGGUUGUCAAGUCAUUCUUGGUCGAGAUGAGUGAUAUUGUAAGGAGCAAAGCUGAAAAGGAGCUUAAGCAAAUCCGGGAAUUUAAGAAAGAAAAGUGUGGUCAAGUGAGUGGCGAUGUGGAGCCCUGGGAUGAGGCUUAUUUCACAGGCUUGAUGAAGUCAUCUAUUUGUAAUGUGGAUUCUUCGGCUAUUGCAUCAUAUUUUCCUUUAGCUCAGUGUAUUGAGGGAUUGAAAAUGCUGGCUGAGUCACUUUUCGGAGUGACAUUUCGCAAUAUCCCUUUGGCUCCUGGUGAAUCAUGGCAUUGGGAGGUUAUUAAAAUGUCUCUUUAUCAUCCUGAAGAGGGAGAUUUGGGGUUCUUAUACCUGGAUUUGAAUUCGAGAAAGGGAAAGUAUCCAGGGUGUGCGCAUUUCACUAUUAGAGGGGGACGUCGUGUUUCUGAAACAGAGUACCAAGUUCCUGUUGUUGCUCUCAUUUGUAACUUCUCUGCUUCAGUGAAUUCAUCAUCUGCAAAACUUAAUCACUGGGAAGUGGAGACCCUUUUUCAUGAAUUUGGACAUGCUCUUCACUCAUUGCUUUCACGGACGGAUUAUCAACACUUUUCAGGUACAAGAGUAGUUUUUGAUCUAGCAGAAACACCUUCUAACCUCUUCGAAUACUUUGCAUGGGAUUAUCGGGUUCUAAAGAGAUUUGCUAAGCAUUAUUCAAGCGGGGAAGUAAUACCUCAGAAAUUGGUGGAGUCAAUGCAGAGCGCUAAGAAGAUGUUUGCUGCAACCGAGUUACAACGACAAAUAUUUUAUGCUUUGAUUGAUCAAACGCUCUUUGGAGAGCAGUCGUCUUCUCCAAUGGACACCAUGGCUGUUGUUGCGGAUCUGAAAAGACAACAUACAAGUUGGAAACAUGUGGAUGGUACUCAUUGGCACACCCGUUUUACACACCUUCUAAAUUAUGGUGCAGGUUACUAUAGCUACUUGUAUGCAAAGUGCUUUGCUUCGACAAUAUGGGAAAAAAAUUGCGAAGAAGAUCCUCUAUCAUCUGCCACGGGGUCUGCCAUAAGAAGAAAGUUUUUGCAACAUGGUGGUGCCAAGGAUCCUGCUUCUCUGUUAAUUGAUCUUGCAGGAAAUGAUAUAGUAAGAAAUCGCAAUGGGGUUAUUAUCCCCAAUGUUACAAGCCUCUGCAAAGAACUGCAUCUCCUCCAGAAUUAGAGCCCUAGGGUUCUUUCAUUUAGCCUAAUUGUCAGUUUGACAUUGCUUCCUCCUAUUAUUUGUUUAUUUAUUGGCUUGUUCCUUGUGGCCCCAUUUGCCAAAUUUUGACAUGUCAAAAUAUUUUUUGUUCUACUCACCCUUCUCACAUCUUUUAUUGGUUUUACCAGAUUUUGAAAGUAUAUUUCA
Impatiens glandulifera is the source of this 2383-nucleotide messenger RNA. RefSeq names its product mitochondrial intermediate peptidase, mitochondrial. Gene Ontology annotation, molecular function: metalloendopeptidase activity. Gene Ontology annotation, biological process: peptide metabolic process; proteolysis. The transcript has 17 exons. The coding region runs from base 65 to 2197 and encodes 710 amino acids. The record is from RefSeq and is a predicted model, not a curated record. NCBI's taxonomy places the organism in Eukaryota, Viridiplantae, Streptophyta, Magnoliopsida, Ericales, Balsaminaceae.